Capsella rubella is the source of this 1958-nucleotide messenger RNA. Its product is annotated as coatomer subunit delta. Gene Ontology annotation, cellular component: COPI vesicle coat; cytosol. The record is from RefSeq and is a predicted model, not a curated record. Gene Ontology annotation, biological process: endoplasmic reticulum to Golgi vesicle-mediated transport; Golgi localization; retrograde vesicle-mediated transport, Golgi to endoplasmic reticulum. Bases 147 to 1727 code for a protein of 526 amino acids. NCBI's taxonomy places the organism in Eukaryota, Viridiplantae, Streptophyta, Magnoliopsida, Brassicales, Brassicaceae. The transcript is spliced from 12 exons.
AUUAAUUAUAUCUCAGACUCAUUUCAUCUUUUCUUACUAGGCGAGCUUCUGAAGAAGAAACCGGUGAUUCAUCGCCUUAGAUCACUCCCAGAUUCACAUUGCCUUUCUUCUAGCCGCUGAGAUUGUUACCUGGAAAGCAAAUCAAAAUGGUAGUGCUUGCUGCUUCCAUUGUGGUCAAGUCUGGAAAAGUGCUUAUUUCCAGACAAUAUGUGGAUAUGUCCCGUAUCAGAAUUGAAGGUCUACUUGCAGCUUUUCCUAAGUUGGUUGGAAUGGGAAAGCAGCAUACCUAUAUUGAGACAGAGAAUGUGCGAUAUGUAUAUCAGCCUAUUGAAUCUCUGUUCCUGCUUCUUGUUACAACUAAACAGAGUAACAUUCUAGAAGAUCUGGCCACCCUCACUUUGCUCUCCAAACUUGUACCUGAGUAUUCCAUGUCAUUAGAUGAAGAAGGGAUUGUCAGGGCUGCUUUUGAGCUGAUAUUUGCAUUUGAUGAAGUCAUAUCUCUUGGGCACAAGGAAAGUGUGACAGUUGCCCAGGUGAAGCAGUACUGUGAAAUGGAAAGUCAUGAAGAGAAGUUGCAUAAACUGGUAAUGCAGAGCAAGAUCAAUGACACUAAAGAUGUGAUGAAGCGUAAGGCUAAUGAGAUUGACAAAAGCAAGAUUGAAAAGAAUAAGCCUGGAUUUUCAUCCAUGAGCUCAAUGGGAUCUGGAAGACUUGAAAGUAGUUUCAAUGAUUUGAGCAUAUCCAGUGGUGGUGGCGGUGGUUUUGGAAGUGGUUCUGGGUUUGGCAUGAUUUCAGAUGUUGAGCCUAUCAAUACCAAACCGAAAGAUCGAUCACGGUCUUCUGUUACUGCUCCUCCUAAGAGUUCUGGCAUGAAACUUGGCAAGUCUGGCAAGAACCAGUUAAUGGAGUCCCUUAAAGCAGAAGGUGAAGACAUCAUUGAAGAUGUUAAGCCUACUGGCCAAUCCAGAGCAGCUGCCCCACCUCCAACUGAUCCGUUCACUUUGACUGUUGAAGAGAAGCUCAAUGUUGCAUUGAGACGAGAUGGUGGAGUCAGUAGCUUUGAUAUGCAGGGAACCUUGUCACUUCAAAUUCUUAACCAAGAAGAUGGAUUUGUCCAAGUCCAGAUUGAAACUGGUGGAAAUCCUGAAAUUCUAUUCAAGACUCAUCCCAACAUCAACCGAGAUAUGUUUAAUAAUGAGAAUAUUCUAGGGCUGAAGAGACCUGACCAGCCAUUUCCCACUGGUCAAGGUGGAGAUGGUGUUGGUCUUCUCAGGUGGAGAAUGCAAAGAGCAGAAGAGUCAAUGGUGCCACUAACGAUCAACUGCUGGCCUUCAGUCUCUGGAAAUGAGACAUAUGUCAGCCUCGAAUAUGAAGCCUCAGCCAUGUUUGAUCUGACUAAUGUCAUCAUCUCCGUACCACUUCCUGCUCUAAGAGAUGCACCAAGCGUUAGACAAUGCGAUGGGGACUGGAGGUACGACCCAAGAAAUUCUGUUCUGGAAUGGUCUAUACUUCUUAUCGACAACUCCAACCGCAGUGGGUCAAUGGAGUUUGUCGUGCCACCAGCGGAUUCAUCGUCGUUCUUCCCCAUCUCUGUUCAGUUUGCAGCCACAAGUACUUACAGUGGCUUGAAGGUGACUGGAAUGAUUCCUCUGAGAGGUGGUGGUGGUGCGACUCCAAGGUUUGUGCAGAGGACGCAGCUGAUUGCUCAGAAUUACCAAGUCGUAUGAGAAGCUCUUUUGAGUUUCUCGUUUUGGAGCCUCUGCUAUGUUUAAUUGCUUCUAUACUAUCGGUCUGGUCUUUUGAGUUUCUCUCAUAUUUGUAUGCCAAAAGUUGAAUCUUAAUAUUCUGGGAUUUUGCUAGUUUCGUUAUCAACUUACUACUAAGACAUUAUACAUAUUCAUAACUUUUGUUUUUGCCAACUUCUUUCUCAAUGUUAUUGAUAUAUGCUACCCAUACAA